Messenger RNA from Filobasidium floriforme, 1714 nucleotides. RefSeq names its product Formamidopyrimidine-DNA glycosylase N-terminal domain-containing protein. The transcript is spliced from 12 exons. Gene Ontology annotation, biological process: base-excision repair. Gene Ontology annotation, cellular component: nucleus. NCBI's taxonomy places the organism in Eukaryota, Fungi, Basidiomycota, Tremellomycetes, Filobasidiales, Filobasidiaceae. The coding region runs from base 111 to 1559 and encodes 482 amino acids. The record is from RefSeq and is a predicted model, not a curated record. Gene Ontology annotation, molecular function: DNA-(apurinic or apyrimidinic site) endonuclease activity; zinc ion binding; DNA N-glycosylase activity.
GUAUAGCUCAACGACAGCUCUAUUCGAUAUAUACUAGGCGUACCGUAAACCAGCUUGCUCCUGAACUUGUCGCCAGAUCGAUCGGACACCUACCGAUCAAACUAGCUACGAUGCCCGAACUCCCAGAGGUAGAAAGAGCAAGAAAGCUCGUCGAAGAGACUUGUGUGGGGUUUGAGAUCGCCUCGGUCGAUUCUAGGGAAGACAAGAUCGUCUAUACUGGUGGGAUCACGCACGAGGAUUAUGUCAAAGAAUUGGAAGGAAGGACAAUAACAGGAUGUUCCCGGAAAGGCAAGAUAUUCUGGUUGGACCUCUCAGGUACAGGCAGACUUCCCGUGAUGCACUUCGGGAUGACGGGGAUGAUCAUGCUCAAAGGGAGGGAACCCGAUUGGUACAUGCGUAAACCCCGCAAAGUCGAUCGGUUGAAGGACGAUUGGCCGCCUGUCAAGUAUGUAAAGUUCAUCUUGAAGCUCGAACCGGCGGAGGGCAGCGUUGGGAAAGAACCCGUCGAGUUGGCUUUCCUCGAUUCCCGUCGUCUCGCCCGACUCCGACUCCUCCCCCAACCCCCUCUGUCCCACCCACCUCUCUCAGUCCUAGGUUUCGACCCUUACCUCUCCCACCCAACCCUUCCCGAAUUCCUCGCCCUGCUCGACAAACGCCCUCGAGCUACCAUCAAGGGAGUGAUCAUGGAUCAAUCCUUUAGCGCCGGAGUAGGUAACUGGGUGGCCGACGAGAUCUUGUACCAAGCUCGGGUCCAUCCGGCUUGUCCCGUCGGGAAGAUGUCGGAUGAGAUGAAGGAAGGGAUUUGGAGGGAGAUGAAGGUCGUCGUGGAUACCGCUGUGGAGGCGAACGCGAACCACGCCAAGUUCCCCAAAGACUGGUUAUUCAGCUGGAGGUGGAGUAAAGGCAAAAAGGACAAGAACCGGAAGGACAAGGACGAAUCUGGCGGGUUCCGGCUACCCGACGGAAGACCCGCUACGUUGGCUUUCAUCACCGUAGGAGGUCGAACUUCGGCUUACGUCGAGGAAUUACAGACUUUGCCCGAAGGGGUGGUCUACAAACCUCCUAAGAAGAAGGCGACGAAGGCCGAAAGUGAAGCUUCGUCGUCUUCCUCCUCGGACGCCGAAUCAGAACUCACCGAACCCAGCUUUGAAAACGGUGAAGUCGAGGAAAAGCCGAAGCCUGCUGUCAAGACCGUCGCUCCUGUGAAACAGGCGGGCAAGGGAGCUCGGAGCGUCAAGGCGAAGAAGGGUAAGGUUGAGAAGGUAGAGGAAGUUGUAUACGAGGUGAAGGAGGAGGAAGAACAGGCGAAGCCUGCUACGAAACGAAAGGCAGCGGACGGUGCAAAGUCAGCUCCGACGAAUGGGGUCAAACGGCAAAAGCGGGCUACCAACAGCAAGAAGGUCAAACGUGAAUCGUCUUCGGAACUAUCUGAAGAGGACGAGGCGAGCGUUAGACAGCAAGAUCCUUCGGUCAAAGUUGAGGCUACAACAAAGGAGGAGCAGGAGGGGGAAGUGGAUUCCGGACGGAGAAAGUCGAGGCGAGGCAAGACGACCAGGUGAUCUAGCGUUUCGUUCGUCAGAAUCGCCUUGAAACCGUUGUUUUGCGGGAAUGAAGCGACUGUAGCAACCAAGACUGUAAAUUUCGAUUUCCUGUAUCAAUGAGCUAUGAGACUGUAGCUACAUCCGCAAUGAGGAAGGGAUAUGCGCACUACUGC